This is a messenger RNA of Cylicostephanus goldi, 522 nucleotides long. NCBI's taxonomy places the organism in Eukaryota, Metazoa, Nematoda, Chromadorea, Rhabditida, Strongylidae. The record is from the annotation of a GenBank genome assembly.
AUGGGAGGCACAAUCACAGAACGGAUCUACAACGGAGGAACAAACACAGAAGCGGACGACAACACAAAAACAGCAACCCUGACCAUAGGCACAACCGGGAAAGCGGGUAACGUAACAGGAGGAAUAACCAACUACACCGGCGACAUAGUCAACAUAAUCAACGGCACAGUCAGCAACGGCUCAGUGGACAACUACGGCAUCACCAACAUAGGGGAAAUCGGAGGAACAGGGGGAACAAUCACAGCCAAAACCACCAACUACACUGGCGGCACCAUCAACCUCAGAAACGGGGAAAUAACAGAAACAGUAGGCACACUAAUCAACAGCACCGGCGGAACCAUCAACACCAGCGGCGGCACAAUAUCUGCCGCAAUCAGCAACGAAGGGGAAAUCAACCAAACAGAAGGACUGUUCACGGGAAUAAUAACCAGCAGCGGCACCAUCAACACCAGCGGCGGCACAAUAACCAACAAAAUCACCAACACGGCUGAAAUCAACGCCUUAACAAGUGACGGUGUUGCG